UUGAGACAAGAGAUUGAGUCCCAAAUCGGAGACCGAAUGCCAACACAUGAGGACAGGAAUCGAUGCCAUUAUGUCAUGGCUUUUAUUGCAGAGACACUGCGGGCCAGAAAUGUCGUGCCCACUGGACUCCCACAUAAAGCUAUUGUUAAUACAAAACUUGAUAAAUAUACAAUACCUGAAAAUAUGGGAGUUUGGGUAUAUCAGGGAAUUGUUUGCUCUAAUAAUAAAGACUGGCAAAAUGAACGUGAAUUCAAACCCGAGAGAUUUAUUGAUAGUGAGGGACAAUACAUGACAACCCGUCCCAAAGCAUACAUACCCUUUGGUGUGGGCCGUCGUGUCUGUCCGGGCGAAAGGCUGGCCAUCGCUGACCUGUUCCUGGUUUUGGUCCGAUUUCUUCAAUUAACACAAGACUAUGAGAUAAUCCUCGACAGUAACGGCGGUAUAGAUCCUAACCCUGAUAUCACUGAUCAAUUAGCGCCUUAUCCUUAUAAAAUUAAAUUUCAUAAACGUUAA
Medioppia subpectinata is the source of this 513-nucleotide messenger RNA. Lineage: Eukaryota; Metazoa; Arthropoda; Arachnida; Sarcoptiformes; Oppiidae. The record is from the annotation of a GenBank genome assembly.